This is a messenger RNA of Colletotrichum chrysophilum, 1869 nucleotides long. RefSeq lists its product as uncharacterized. The record is from RefSeq and is a predicted model, not a curated record. Bases 1 to 1869 code for a protein of 622 amino acids. Gene Ontology annotation, molecular function: zinc ion binding; DNA binding. The transcript has 4 exons. NCBI's taxonomy places the organism in Eukaryota, Fungi, Ascomycota, Sordariomycetes, Glomerellales, Glomerellaceae. Gene Ontology annotation, biological process: DNA-templated transcription.
AUGGCAUGCACUUUCAACCGAGCCACCAAGGUGAAGAAGCGAGUGGCCACAGCUAGGGCUGGAUCUGAAAAGGACCUAGUCGAGCGCCUCAACCGUAUCGAACAAGCUCUCGAGGCGGCUCGGCGGAACCAAGGCGCCCAGGAUGCUGGGGAUGAGGGGCGGGACCCAUCCAUGUCCCCAUCGUCAUCAUCGGCGCCAAUGUCAACCGUCGGGCCGGACCCCCCGGCCGCCGACGGGACCCCGGAGGCAUCCCAAGUCCGAGCCUAUGACUCAUCUAUACGGGCAUCCGGCGCUACGGUGGGUAAGAUGCACUUUGCCGGCUACUACAUGGGCGAUAUCAGCUCUUACAAUGGCAUCCCGUUUUUCUCCGCCGACGGCCAAGACUGGAUUCGCUCCCGGACGGGCGAAGAUGCCUCCAUCAACACUCUAUUUGCUCUUGGCCCACUGUGGCAGACCCAGCACCCGGUUCCCAUCCUUCUGGGGUUCCCGCAGACCAACACUGGAGGUGAACUUCCUAAUCGGGUGACUGUCGAAGAGUACCUGGCGCUCUUUCGUGCCUCUCACUUUGGGCUAUCGUUCCCCCUUAUCGACCAUGCCUUGUUCAUGGAAACAAUCGAACUGGCUUACAGCUCGACUGACGGUUCACCGAGUCUCGAGGUCGUGACAGCAAAAGCAUGUGUCUUUUCAUUCUUUGCCGUUGUCUCUCUUUUUCAAGAUGAGUGGAAGUCGGUGCCAGAGAUCGAUGGCGAGGCGUGUGCGGGAGCAGCUCAAAGCCUGUUGGCAAUGAUCCUCCAGGACACCAAUAUCACGGCUCUUGAGACCGUCUUCAUGCUGAGUUUGUAUCAUCUCUUCUGCGGCCACCUCCAACAAGGGGCCAUGUUCCACUCGGCCACAUGUCGAGUCCUCUUCAUGCUUGGCGGGCAUCUCGAGCCCGGGACGAGCCGCACCCCCCAUCAGUCGCCAAAGGCUGGGGACGACCAUGCUUGGCGAGUGAGGAAUCAGCUUCGGAGGCUGUUCUGGCUGUCGUACAAGCUUGACAAGGAGAUUUCCCUACGAACGGGUCAACCCCCGAGCAUCGACGACGAGCACUGCGACCUGACUCUUCCGCAAAUGGACUGGUGGACGCGAGCUUCUGACGACACGGGUGGUUCGCCAUCAUUUCUCGACGAAGCGACAAUCACUUCAACGCUGCAGCCAGAUUCGCUGCAGCUGACCAUCAUCAAAUCGAAGAUCAGUCGAAUGCUGUAUUCUGUUGCGGCGCUGAAGAAGAGCGACGCGGAAAUGCUGAGAGAUAUUCGCGAGUUGGAUGAUGAGCUGGAGGGAUGGAGAAUGUCAGUACCACAGUCGUAUAGGCCGACUUUGACGUUCCCUCGAGGGACGAUGACCAUCAGGAAAGGCCGGUUGGGCAUGGAAGAGAUCAUCCUCCACUUCGAAUACCACUACUUGAUGGCCAUGAUCCAUCGAGCCAGCGGCAGGUGUCGAUGCUGGGCAAGUGGUGAAGGCGGUGGACUGGAGGGAGUAAGCUCGAGUCUUGCGCUAUCCGUGCAAGCGAGUCGAUCAACGCUAUAUUUCCUGCGAGCCGCCAUUCAUGGUGUUGAGCAGGUUGCGUUCUGGAUGGUGGUUUUCUACCCCAUGUCGGCUAUCCUAACGAUCUUCUGCAAUCUACUCCUCGACCCUCUAAACGCAAAGGCCGAAGAGGACAUGGAGCUUUUGCAAUCAGUGCCAAAGCUGAUUGAAGGCAUGCGAAACCGCCGCUUGACGGCAUACGAGGUGGCUCAUGUCAAGAUGAUUGACGAGUUUGUCCUGGAGUUGACCCGGCUUGGCACUUCUGCUAUCGCUAAGGCCAAGCGCGAGCAACUGGCGAAUUGA